Molecule: messenger RNA, 1350 nt
Organism: Closterium sp. Yama58-4
Lineage: Eukaryota; Viridiplantae; Streptophyta; Zygnematophyceae; Desmidiales; Closteriaceae
Source: the annotation of a GenBank genome assembly
AUGCCUCCUAAGGGUAAGGCCAAGGUUCUGCCGGAAGCAGCUUUGCUUGAUGCUCCUCCUCCAUCGCCCACUCCUGCUUCCUCCACACCUGCAAGCAAGGACAAGGGCAAAGCACCGGUGGUUGACCCCAACAAUGUGACUCUCACUGACGCGCCUGCUAGUGGCUCUGGCAUCUCCCUGGAAGAGAAGCUACGCUCUCUUCGUAUGACUGUUCCUGACAGCGGUUCUAUUGAGGACGACUCUGACGAAGAACUUGAAGUCAAGGUCAAGACAAAAGCUUUCCACCGCGUCCGAUACACGACGAUUCUGCUGUUACCUGUGGCUCUCGCGCUGGAAGUGGCAUCAAUCAUCACCACUGUGCGGACGCUGAUGAACUGCCUCCCUGCCUGCCUCGCCGCUGAUAACACCCAUUCUGGUGGACCCGGCCAUGGUGCUGAUCUCCACGGGUGGAAAUUGCGAGCUUGGAUCAGCUACCCGUGCCUCCCUCGAAAAGGCCAGCCUCAACAUCACCAGGAAGUCGGCAGUGACGACGAAGGGGAAGAUUUGGACGAUGGCGAAGAACGAAGUGGCGACGAGCGCAGCACACGCCGAUCGAAGAAGGAGAAGCGCCCACCGGCACUGCGCAUCAAGCGCCAAUGGUCGGACGCUAAGCUGUCAUCUCUCGCGGUUGCCCGAUGGAACACGAAGGACGACCUAAAGGCGAUGCAAGGGAAGCAAGGGAGCCAGUACUGGAAGAAGCUCCAAGCACACAUGGUUGAGAGGGAUGCCACGUGGGACCGCGAUGAGAGGCAGAUGUCGAACGCGUGGAAACGUCUCGAGAAGAAGUACUUGAAAACGAGACGGGGGGAGACGCAAAGCGGGGGGAAAGCAAUCAAGAAGAAGCCAUGGUGGGAAUACGUGUACCAUCUCAAGAAACACUCCGCAAGGGCAAAACCACACGCACUUGACGGAGGAGGUGCCGCCAACGUUGACAUCCUUGUGUACGCCACCGUGCCCGAUACCAACGACAGGGAGACAUCAGCUCCUCUAUCCCAGGGAUAUGACGGUGUCACACCACCACCGAAACGACGGCAGAUAGACGAAACCGCAACAAUGACAGCAGCGAAGCUUGUGACCGACGCCAUCAACUCCACCAACGCCAUGGCGUUGCGCCAGCUACAAGACUCCACGCAGCUUCUUGUUGUCGCUAUGAACAUGGCGGCGAUUCAGGUUGGCUUCCGACUGCAAAUGGCCAGUCCACCCGUACCACUUGCGGCGCCCUCGACUACGCCGCCUCCAGCACAGCCGACUGACGCAUGCGACGCCGACAUGGCGGGGUCCAAGGAUGUGGCGGAGCACCCCGAGCCUUAG